CUGAACGGCUAGCUAGUGACCUGCAGCAGGAGAGUUCAUUCUCAACACCUCUCUGGAAUUUCAAUUCAAUCGUCCAGGUUCGAGAGAUUGGUGAUUGAUUUUUACUGACUUUUGGAUCGGGGCCCUGAUCACAGGAGGUUCAGGAUGAAUAAGCUACGGCAGAGUUUCCGGCGGAAGAAAGUCGUGUACGUUCCUGAGUCUAGCCGACCACACCAGUGGCAGACGGAUGAGGAGGCGGUCCGCAGCGGCAAGUGCAGCUUCGCAGUCAAGUACCUGGGUCAUGUAGAGGUGGAGGAGUCCAGAGGAAUGCACAUCUGUGAGGAUGCAGUGAAGCGUCUGAAGACGGACAGUAAAUUCUUCAAAGGCUUCUUUACAAAAGCAGGGAAGAAGGCAGUGAGAGCAGUGCUGUGGGUCUCGGCAGAUGGUCUCCGUGUAGUAGACGACAAAACUAAGGACCUGAUCCUAGACCAGACCAUAGAGAAAGUAUCGUUCUGCGCUCCGGACAGGAACUUUGAGAGAGCCUUCUCCUACAUCUGUAGAGAUGGAACUACUAGACGUUGGAUCUGCCACUGCUUCAUGGCUAUCAAGGACUCGGGUGAGCGUCUGAGCCAUGCGGUGGGCUGUGCCUUCGCUGCCUGUCUGGAGAGGAAACAGAAGCGAGAGAAGGAGUGUGGCGUCACGGCAACCUUCGACGCCAACAGAACCACCUUCACCAGGGAGGGCUCGUUCCGAGUUACCACGGCAACAGAAGCUGCGGAGCGAGAAGAGGUCAUGAGGCAGUUACAGGACAAGAAAGCGGAGAGCGAUGUCAAGUCUGCAAUGCCUCUCUCCUCGGGCCCCAGUGUGGGUGUGGUGAACCAGGCUGUGGCCCCUCUACCAGGGUCCCCCUCCUCCUCCCCUCCCCUGGGCCUCCAGGUUAUCCCCCGCAGACACGCCCCAGUGGAGGCCCUGGCCAGACAGAGUUCCUUCAGAGGGUUCCCUGCACUCAACAACAACUCCUCUCCCUUCAAACGGCAGCUGUCCCUCAGGAUGAACGAUCUGCCCUCUACCCUGCAGAGGAAGUCUGACUUCCCCAUGAAGAACACGGUCCAGGAGAUGGAGGGAGAGGGGGACAGCAUCAGCUCGCUGUGUACCCAGAUCACCUCAGCCUUCAGUGGGCCUCCUGAAGACCCCUUCUCCCAGGCCCCAAUGCCCCGACCAGCCUCCUCCCCACAGUCACCUGUAGCGCCCCCUGGGGCUCAGCCGGUGAACGGUACCGGUCCUGCCUUCCCCGCCGCUGCUGCUGCUAACUCUCCAGUACUGCCCCCUCCACUGCCUGCUCGAGACACUAACCCCUGGGCCAAGACCCCAGGCCCCCACUGCCAAGCAGGGCAACAUACCUCGGCCUCCUCCUCCGCACACCCAGGAGGUGAUUGGACAACAACCCCUGUGAUUGUAGCUCCUCCCACCACCACGGCAUCCCCGUUGCACCACUCCCACCGGCGCACGCCGUCAGAGGCUGACCGCUGGCUUGAGGAGGUCACCAAGUCUAUCUGCGCUCUGCAGCCCGCGUCCACACCCCCCUUCCAACCGUUCCUCACCCCCAACCCCCCAGCCCCAGCCUUCUCCACCACCCCAACCCAGGCUUUCGCUGUCCCCUCACCCGCUGCCCAGGCGUUCUCAACCACACAACCCCCAGCCCAGCCCUUCUCUGCCCCCAUGACUGUGCCAUCGGUUGCCCCUGUGGCCUUCAUGUCCUCCCUGCCCCCUCGCCAGCCUGCCUACCCCAUGUCCAACGGGCUGCCCUAUGCCCACCCAAGUGUGCCCGUGGUGGGCAUAACCUCCUCUCAGAUGGUAGCCAAUUUGAUUGGUUCAGCCCCCCAGCCCCAGCCGUACCCCGUCCCCCAGUAUGAUCCUGCUCAGCACACCGUGGGUAUCCCUUACAAGAACCCCCACCAGCAGCCCUCUAUGCCCCUCCCCGUCCCCCUCCAGCCGCCCAAUGGGAGUGUAGCCUUCAACGGGGGCGGAGCCGACAGCUGGGCCCCUCCCUUCCUGCCCCCUCAGUCCGCCCCGGCCCCUCCCCUGCCCUCACAGCUCCAGCCUGCGGCCGACCCCUUCGAGGCCAAGUGGGCCGCCCUGGAGAGCCGGUCCCGUCAACGCACCACGCCGUCACCCACUAACCCCUUCUCCUCCGAGCUGCACACAACCUUUGAGAUUCAGCUCUAGAGACUGGGAGGAGGAGGAGGAGGAGGAGGAGGAAGAGGAGGAGGAGGAGGCUGUUCUGUUGAUUGUGCAGGUUGGUGAGAGACAGGAGAUAGGAGCAGAUAUAGCCUGGUCUGGCUUAGUGGAGGACCUGAGUGAGGGAGGAGGGAGGAGGGUGGCUAUGGAUGGGUGAAGCUGCUGGCAGCGGUGAGAGGUCAUGGAGAGAUGGAAGUAUUGAGGUGCAGCUGCUUACCAGGCAUGUCAUGUGUAUUGUGGGUUUAGUUGCUUUGGAUGGACAUGAUGACCCUGUGUAGUGGUGAAGCUGCCCACCCAACAUCAAACCCAGCCCCAACCAGCCACCCAGCCCCACCCAGCCCCAACCAGCCACCCAGCC
Coregonus clupeaformis (lake whitefish) is the source of this 2575-nucleotide messenger RNA. It is a transcript of the gene numb, whose product is annotated as NUMB endocytic adaptor protein. NCBI's taxonomy places the organism in Eukaryota, Metazoa, Chordata, Actinopteri, Salmoniformes, Salmonidae. The coding region runs from base 145 to 2205 and encodes 686 amino acids. Gene Ontology annotation, molecular function: cadherin binding. The record is from RefSeq and is a predicted model, not a curated record. The transcript is spliced from 11 exons.